AAUGGAAGGGGUUCUCAGAGUAAGUAUGAGUCUAGAAUAAUAAUAAUCGUGAUUUUGGUCCAUACACACACACACACAUAUUCUACAGCACAACCUUUGGUAUUGUACCAUAACCUCAAAGUUGAAGGUUUGGUAUUUUGUGCAGACACACAAAUAACCUUACAAGAUGGCAAGAGAUAAAAGGAAUAAUCCAAAUUAGCAGCUAGAGUGAGAAUGUAUGUCACAACCCCGCCGCGAGGAGGGGAGUGUACCUUUUUUUUUUUAAUUAAUAGAGGUCUACCAGCAGUUAAAAUCUUCCCACUGACAAAUAGGACACCACAACACAGCUUGGUCUAAAUGUAAUUCUUUAUUCUAUUCUAAAAAAGGUUAAGACUAACAAACAACAAGUAUAAAAGAGACAGCAAGGAAGGGUUAAAAUUCAUGUACUAUACUAACUAUACUAAGAAUCAUGUCCUUAUCGUUUAAAUGUUUCAAUGUUCGUUUCAGUCCAAGGCAGCAAUGAUGCAAACGGCAGCCACGUUUCACUCCCGGAAGCCGGGUCCUCCUUCGUCUGGUCGGCGUAGCGUCUUCGUUGCUCCGUAGCUGGCACUGUGAGGGAACAGAGGGAUAGAGCUCUCAGAACACAGAUCACAAGCAGUACUUCACGCCACACACUCUCCGAGGAUAGCCGGCAGACUUUCCUUUACUUAUCUGCUUUCUCGCGUUUCAGUCCUUCUCGGAGUGUCUAUCGUAGACGCUUCUCCCAUCCCUCCACUUGUCUCAGCUACCGCUAUCCUCCACGUCUCUUUGGCUUCACUUCUCUUGCUUCGAUUCUGCUCUGCUCUCCUGCUUCCCUGAUCUUCCGGCAGUUCCUCUCUCCACGCUUCCUCUUCCCCUCGCCCGUGGCUUCUCCGCCGCUUCUGCUGAGCUUCUCCCCUUUUCACCGCCUUGUUCUGACACACCUGCCCUCAUCAAGCCCAGGUGUGUCCACUUGUGUAAUUCUGAGCUUGUUAAGUCUGAGCGACAACAACAAACAGGGGGGAGGGUCUCCAGUCUCCAUAAAGAAAACCCACCUAAAACAAGGAAAUAAAGCCACCACAAAACCAAACAUGCAAUACAACAAACUUAAACGGAAAACACAGCAAACACAUGCAAUAAACCCAAACCAAAAUCACAGCAAACCCAUGCAAACAUAUUAACAGUGUAAUCCACCUUUGACAUGUAUUUACUAAAAAACAAUGUGUGAGAUGUUCUUCUGUCUGCACUCACCUUUCCAGUGAGGAGAACACAUGGGAGCCACAAGACAACCUGGACCUGGACCUGAUCACCAAGUACAUGCAAAAACACAAGGAGACGGAGGAGAAGAAGAAGAAGAUGAAGAAGAAGAAGAAGGAGGGCAAUAGGAAAGGUGUCAGGGAGGCCUUGGGAGACUCAGAGGAGCGAGGGAGCAAGAAGAAGAAGGAGGAGAAACAGAGAAGAGUAAAGGGAACAAAAUGUCACCACUGUCAGCACUGUGACAAAUCCUUCACAAGAUCUGGAACUUUAAAGAUUCAUCAGAGAGUUCACACUGGAGAGAAUCUACACAGCUGUGAUCUAUGUGGGGCAGCUUUCACACUGAAGAGUACCCUAAUGUUACAUCAACACAGUCACACUGGAGAGAAGCCGUACAGCUGUGAUCUAUGUGGUAAAACCUUUUCUAGGAGGGGUAGCCUAGUAAUGCACCAACGUGUUCACACCGGAAAGAAAACGUACCGUUGUGAACUAUGUGGGAAAACAUUUUCUUGGAGUGAUGGCCUAGUAAUCCACCAACGUGUUCACACCGGUGAGAAACCAUACCGUUGUGAACAAUGUGGGAAAACCUUUACUAAUAAUGGUGGCUUGAAAUCUCACCAGCGCAGACACACCGGAGAGAAGCCGUAUUGCUGUGAUCUAUGUGGAAAAAUGUUUUCAGUGAGUAGUAGCCUUAAAUCUCACCAGCGCAUUCACACUGGAGAGAAGCCGUACUGGUGUGAACAAUGUGGGAAAACGUUUUCUCGGAGUGAUAGCCUUAAAAGACACCAGCUCAUCCACACUGCCUCGUUGUGAUCAUGUUUCAGAGCCAAGCUGUUUCCUCCUCCUCCUGCCCUGAUAGCUUGUUGUUUUCUGAUCUUCUCUCCACAUUGAAGGCUGACCUGCAGUAACUUUAUCUUCUGAACAGCAUGUAUUACAUUAUGUGUCAUGUAGUUGACGCUUUUAUCCGAAGUGACUUCAAUUAAGUGCUUUCAACUCCGAAUGAGCAAACUUCAGAAAACAAGUAGUGAGUGUAAAAGAAAGAGUUGGGCUGUGAACAUUAGCUGUAGAAACUAGUUGCUAGUCUGCGCUGUGAACAGUAGGUGUGUAGAAGUUAGCUGCUAGUCUGGGCUGUGGACAUUAGGUUUGUAGAAGCUAGCUGCCCCGUUUUACAGCUUUUUAAUGUAGCUAAGUAACUUUUCUUAAAGUACAUUUUAAAUGAAGUGCUUAUUACAUUACCAAUUUAUCAUAUAGGUGUUUUUACUUGUACUUAUAUAAUAUUUUAUCAAAGUAUUAGCAACUUGUACAGCAGCAGGUAUCUCUCCAAGUGGCCGUCCGUUGUCCAUCCCCCCCCCCCCUUUCCCUAGGACAACGUAUGUAGGAGACUGGCUAAAUUUAUUCACAUACAUCUGCUCAUACGGGCUACUUAGGUGUGUAGAAGCUAGCUGCUAGUCUGGGCUGAGAACAUUAGCUGUAGAAGCUAGCUUCUAGUCUGGGUGAUUAGCAAUAUAACUGCUUAUUUUUGUGAAGAAAAGAAGGAUGACCCUCAGAACUAACAGUGUUUGGUACUUUCACUUUCAAACAACAGUUUGAAGACCUUUUAUGGGACGGUCUGAACUAAAGUUGCACAUUAAACCUUUCUAAGAGUCUGUUGUUAAUGAUAAUAAUGUAUCCAGCAUUAUUCAAUGUGUAUGCAUUUGUAUAGAUUUUUCUUUAGUUAAAAACAAAAUAGUUGAAAUUUAUGACCCCUUGUCCUAUUUUCAUUACAUGGUAGAGAUCCCCCCCGCCCCGUUUUAGUUUUUUUUAAUGCAACUUAGUAAGUUUUACUUAAAGUACAUUUAAAUGAACAGCUUAUUACUUGAGUAAUUUUUCGUGUAGGUAUUUUUACUUGUACUUAAAUAAUAUUUCAUCAAAGAAUUGGUACUUUUACUUGAGUAUAAUAUUUUAGUAAUUUUUCUUUUGUCUUUUGCCCAGAAACGUAGUUUGUCAUUCGGCAGAACCUGAAGAACUCUUUAAGGUCGGGCUGUUAAAAAUAAGAGGAGUGAGUCCGAGUCUGAUCUGGCACUGAGCUGCAGGGCAGGUGGACCCUGAGUUCCUGCUGCCAGGGUUGGUCUCUGCUUUUAUUUUUUCAUGUUUGGAUUAUUGUAAUGUACUGUACACUUGUUUAAACAAAUCAUCUAUGGACAAAUUGCAAGUUGUACAGAAUGCAGCAGCAAGACUUUAGAAUGAGACCAGCAGGAGAUCACACAUCACUCCGGUGCUUAAGGCUCUUUAUGGGCUUCCAGUAAGUUUUGUGCAUUUAAAAAAUGUAAUCACUACUUAUAGAACCUUGCAUGGUCAAGCUCCCGCUUACAACCAGGAUCUAUUACACCCACACACUCCUGGUCGCUCUCUGAGGUCUUCAGACCUUCUAACUGUCCCCAGAACACGUUUUAAAACCAGAGGUGAUUGAGCCUUUUCUGUGGUGGCUCCAAGGCUCUGGACCUCUCUCCUUUAGCUUUGAGAGCGUUGGAUUCUGUAGAAACUUUUAAAAAAACACCUCAAGACACAUCUUUUUAGACAAGCUUUUAACUUGCCAUAUGACUUACAGUAUGUGGCAGUGCCUAAGUGGUGGCAGAACAGGGUGGUGGUUCCCUUCUUCAGAAAGGGGGACCAGAGGGUGUUUGCCCACCACACUGCUCAGCCUCCCUGGUAAAGUCUACUUCAUGGUACAGGAAAGGAGGAUUUAAGAGGAACAAUCUCAGCCAGGGAGCUGCUUAUGAUUUUAGUUUCUUCACCAAGUGAUGUCAUAACAAAUGACAGUCAUCACAUGGGUUGCCUUCUAGCUUUGUACAUUUGCAAAUGGCAGUGGUGGGAUUUGAACCCACGCCUCCAGAGAGACUGGAGCCUUGAUCCAGCAACUUAGACCACUCGGCCACACUACCUGCAGAUAUCAAACCCCCACAUUGUGACAAAUACAGCAACCGUGAUUAAUUAUUACUUGUUAAUGUUAUUGAAAAAAAACCUUUGCAAGGAAAUAUGCCAAUACUUUAUUAAAAAUUGUUAUCACACUUUGUCAUUUUUCUCUGGCAUUGAUGAUUAUUAGAAUAUUCUAACCAGCAUUAAGUGAGUAGGUUUAGGUCUGUGUGAAUAUGGGCUGAGCAUUUACCUGGGCUGAAUUUAUGAACAUCUUCUUUUGCAUAUUCACUGUAAAGAGCCAU
This is a messenger RNA of Etheostoma spectabile (orangethroat darter), 4448 nucleotides long. Its product is annotated as zinc finger protein 239. The coding region runs from base 1315 to 2064 and encodes 249 amino acids. The transcript has 2 exons. The record is from RefSeq and is a predicted model, not a curated record. Gene Ontology annotation, biological process: regulation of transcription by RNA polymerase II. Gene Ontology annotation, molecular function: RNA polymerase II cis-regulatory region sequence-specific DNA binding; DNA-binding transcription factor activity, RNA polymerase II-specific. Lineage: Eukaryota; Metazoa; Chordata; Actinopteri; Perciformes; Percidae.